CGGAGCCGCAGCCGCAGCCGCCUCCGGCCCCGCCGCCGCAGUGGAGCGGCGCCGAGCGGCAGCCGCCGCCCUGGACCGACGAGCUGGCGGAGAUGUCCCGGCACAUCUACACCCGCCACGGGAUAGGAGACGGGCUGCAGAAGCCCGUGUUCCAGGCGAACCGAGGGACGUACUCCAGACGGAGCCGCCUGAAGAGGUCCGACGGCAGCACCACCUCCACCAGCUUCAUCCUCAGACAGGGCUCAGCGGACUCCUACACGAGCCGACCGUCGGACUCAGACGUGUCUCUGGAGGAGGAGAAGGAGGGCGGCCGGCAGGAGCGGGAGCAGCAGGCCGCCGUCCAGCUGGACAGAGCCAAGACUAAAGCGGUGGCGUUUGCCGUUCGGACCAACGUCAGUUACUGCGGCGCCCUGGACGAGGACGUCCCCGUGGCCGGGACCGCCGUCUCCUUCGAUGCCAAGGACUUCCUGCACAUCAAAGAGAAGUACAACAACGACUGGUGGAUCGGCCGCCUGGUGAAGGAAGGCUGCGACAUCGGCUUCAUCCCCAGUCCGCUGAAACUGGAGAACAUCCGGCUGCAGCAGGAACAAAAGAGAGGACGCUUCCACGGGAGUAAGUCCAGCGCGAACUCCUCCUCCAGUCUGGGAGAAAUGGUGUCCGGCACCUUCAAGCCAAACCCCAACGCUGCAGGAAAGCAGAAGCAGAAAGUGGCCGAGCACGUCCCUCCGUAUGACGUGGUUCCCUCCAUGAGGCCUGUGGUCCUGGUGGGACCUUCCCUGAAAGGCUACGAGGUGACGGACAUGAUGCAGAAGGCGCUGUUCGACUUCCUGAAGCACCGCUUCGACGGCAGAAUCUCCAUCACCAGGGUAACCGCCGACAUAUCGUUGGCCAAGAGGUCAGUACUAAACAACCCCAGUAAGAGGGCCAUCAUUGAGAGAUCCAACACCCGCUCCAGUCUUGCGGAGGUCCAGAGUGAAAUCGAGCGGAUCUUCGAGCUGGCCCGGUCUCUGCAGCUGGUGGUUCUGGACGCAGACACCAUCAACCACCCGGCUCAGCUCAUCAAGACCUCUCUGGCGCCCAUCAUCGUCCACGUCAAGGUCUCCUCGCCAAAGGUCCUGCAGCGGCUGAUCAAAUCCAGAGGAAAGUCUCAGAGCAAACACCUGAACGUGCAGCUGGUGGCGGCAGAGAAGCUGUCCCAGUGUCCCUCUGAGAUGUUCGAUAUCAUCCUGGACGAGAACCAGCUGGAGGACGCCUGCGAACACCUGGCGGAGUACCUGGAGGCGUACUGGCGUGCCACACACACCUCGCUCAGCACGCCGCUCAACCCCCUGCUGGGACGCAACCUGGGCUCCACGGCGCUCUCCCCGUACCCCGCCGCCAUCCAGGCUCAAAGGAACCGGAACAGCAACCACAGCACGGCGGAGCCGCCGGCGGCGGAGCGCCGCGGCCUGAUGCCCGCCGACGAGAACUACCACAACGAGCGGGCGCGCAAGAACCGCAACCGCCUGUCGUCGGGCUCGCAGCACAGCAGGGACCACUCGCCUCUGGUGGAGGAGGACUACCAGGACGCCUACCAGGACGCCUACAAGCCCCACCGUAACCGGGGGUCCCCGGGCGGCUUCGGCAGCCAGGACUCCAGGCACCGGCUCUGAACCGGCGUCUCCCCGGCUCCCCGCCGCCAGCGCAGGAGCCCCGUUCAUCGGCUGGGACCACCUCUCAGUCCAGUGUGGUGCCUGACCCCUGACCCACCCAGCCAGGUGCCUGAACCCCCCCCCCCCCCGCCCCCGCCCCCCCACCAAGCGAGUGUUUCUCCGUACAGUCCGGCUCCUGCUGUCGUGUAGCACAAGAGUCUGGAGGUUGUUGUAAAGGGAAGGACGGAGUUGGACCUGCACCCAGACCCAGACCCGGACCCGGACCCGGACCUGGACCCGGACCCGGACCCGGACCUGGACCCGGACGAGCAGGAUCUCCUGGACCCUCAGCUGUUACUGUAGCAUGCAGGCAGCUGCAUCCAGCAGCCAUGAUGAGCACAGACUGUGGUUUGCACCUUCCCUCCAGGCGGCAGAAGCACCCAGCAUCUCCUUAACACUCCUCCAGUGUGUGUGUGUGUGUGUGU
Messenger RNA from Salarias fasciatus (jewelled blenny), 2116 nucleotides. It is a transcript of the gene cacnb4a, whose product is annotated as calcium channel, voltage-dependent, beta 4a subunit. Gene Ontology annotation, cellular component: voltage-gated calcium channel complex. The coding region runs from base 93 to 1652 and encodes 519 amino acids. The record is from RefSeq and is a predicted model, not a curated record. Lineage: Eukaryota; Metazoa; Chordata; Actinopteri; Blenniiformes; Blenniidae. Gene Ontology annotation, biological process: calcium ion transmembrane transport. The transcript is spliced from 14 exons. Gene Ontology annotation, molecular function: voltage-gated calcium channel activity; protein binding.